CACGGUAAUUCCGCGACUUCGCGUCACCAGUCGGCGCCUGGCAGCUGAACAACCAAAGCAGUCGCUCCAAAAUGUCAACAACACGCAAACUUCACCCGUACAAUGCGUCGAAGACGGUCAGACGAGCUGCCUCAAUUCGCGAACGAGGCUGAAUUCCCAUCAUUCCGCCUGCGCCGCCGCCACGCAUACUAUCUAGUUGGCUUCCUUUUCGUCUGCUGGAUUCUGUAUCCAUCGCGCAACGCAACACCUGCACCUGGAACUGGCGAUAAUAUAAAGGUCAAUUGGUCAAAUUAUGCGUACAGUGUGUAUGCAACCGAUCGCGGGGAACUCUGUCAUGCAGUUAUGGUCCUGGAAGCGCUCGCUCGAUUCGGCAGCAAAGCAGAUCGCGUUCUCUUCUAUCCCGACCACUGGGAUACCAAAGUAGAUAGCUCCCAGGACCGGGACAGUCAACUGCUUACUUUAGCACGCGAUACAUACAACGCGAAGCUUCAUCCUGUGAAGCUACUUGAAGUGGCUGGUCGUAGUGAGAAUGGGUGGAAAUGGGAUGAGAGCGUCACUAAGUUCCUAGCUUUCGGCCUCGAGUACUACGACCGCGUCAUCGCCCUAGAAUCGGAGAUCACACUCCUUGACUCCCUAGAUGAGCUCUUCCUCCUCCCUCACACUCCGGUAGCGAUGCCACGCGCAUAUUGGACGGAUAGCAAACCCUGGCCACUAUCGACAACGCUUAUGGUCAUUGAGCCUAGUCUUGACGAGUUAGAGAAGUUCAAGAAGCGCAUGUUGGAAGGCGGUGACCCUAUGCUGGUCGAGAUGCAUAGGUUUGACAUGGAGAUCAUUAACGAACGCUUCGAGGAGAGCGCAUUAGUGCUUCCACACCGACCAUACGCCCUUCGUACUGCAGAGUUCACGCGCCACGACCAUUCGGACUAUCUGGGCGGUGCGAAUGAGACAUGGGACGCCGAGAAAGUGUACAAAGAGGGAAAGAUUGUUCAGUUCAGUGAUCGACCGCUGCCUUCUCCCAUGGUCAUGUGGUCAGAAGAGUCAUUGAGGGAUAUGCAGCCGGAUUGUGGAGGCAGCCACGAGGGAACAUGCGCUGAGAGACGAAUAUGGAAGGGCCUGUACGAUGAUUUCAGGAAGAGGCGGAGAGAUGUUUGUAAGCUGCUGAGCUUGCCAGCACCAGAUUGGAACAAGAUUAAGGAAGAGUUCCGCCCAGCGACUGCGAUGAAACCAGCUAUUGAUGCGUCCUCAAAUGAGACUGCUGCUGCUCCCUCUGCUUCUGGCGGACCUCUACUUGGAAACUAGCUAGCCUUGGAUAUCAGCAGAACCGUGUGCCUAUAUCUUAUGUAGCUCUUAAACAUCGCUUGUGUAUCCUAGCUUGGAUGCUUCAACACGCGGCCCGACUAUAAAGUCUGCUAACCGACGCUGACGAUGAUCUGAAACUGAUGGGCAAACGGCGAAAACGGCACGGUUAUGCAAGGACGGCAGAAGACAUGACAACGUCAUCUUGGAGGAGACCGUAGCAUUGCCGCUGGUGGUGGCUGUCGCAUCAGGAAGCAAGCUGAAGCUUAUUUGAUUGCUACAAAUAUACACAG
Messenger RNA from Alternaria alternata, 1589 nucleotides. Its product is annotated as glucose N-acetyltransferase 1. Lineage: Eukaryota; Fungi; Ascomycota; Dothideomycetes; Pleosporales; Pleosporaceae. The record is from RefSeq and is a predicted model, not a curated record. Gene Ontology annotation, molecular function: glycosyltransferase activity. The transcript has 2 exons. Bases 103 to 1299 code for a protein of 398 amino acids.